AAGAGUAGCGGCUGCCUUGGCAGCAGCUAAUGGGGAUCCAUCAUAAAUACAAAAAUACAAAAUCUGUUCCUCUUCAUCAGACAGCAGUUUGUUGUGUUCACCAGAGGCUCCGCUGUGCUUACAUCCUGGAUAGAAUCAGGCCAUUGGCUGCCUUCAUCACGAAGGAAGUGAUGGGCAGUCAAGAGCAUCAGCUGAGAAAGAGAGGAGAGUUUAUAGUGUGUGUUAGAGACGAGUGUGUAGUAUGUGUGCAUGAACUGUACUGACAUACUGGCGAGCCAAAGAACCGCAGCAGACAGACAGCCGGCCUGGAUAAACUCGACCAGAAUGGUCCCCAACCCUUCAGGAUAUAGGUCUGUGACUUCAGAGGAACACACAUAAACACAGACAAACAGAGAGAGGGAGAGAGCUCCCUAACCUCUCCGAAGAGGAUCACUGGGGACCAACACUGACACUCUCACUUUGACAUUAUCAUCGCUGUCGCCCUGGGUGGAUGAGCCGCCUGUCUGGACGCCUGCGGUCGGGGGGAGGGGGUAGGGUAGGGUGCGACGGCAGGGCCGUAGUGGAGGAGCAGGGGUGCGAGGGGUCGCGGGUGGCGUUUGAGGGGGAAAGGGCUGUAGGUGUACAGGAGGAGGUCACAGUGGAACCCAGCGCUGAGGCUGGAGCUCAGGAGACCCUUGAACUUUUACCCUCCCCCUCACCCCCCUCCCUGUCUAACGGUCUUCACCUGCACAGGAGGCCUGUCCUUGGAACACGCAGACGGAGGCAGACAGAGACACACACACUCAACGACGCUCCAACACACACACCUGGACAGACCUUCAUAGGCAUGCAGACACACAAGGACAUCCAAAUGCAGACACCUGCAGAGACGUGCAUGGACGCUCACACACACACAAGUGCUCACAGACAAAUGGAUGCUCACACACACUUGGACUCUGCCGGUCCAGAGCAGCCCAGAACUGACUCAUCACCAGAGACACACACCAGAUCACCUCAGCGACAGGUCCUCCUGCCUCUCAAUCAUUCAGCCUGCACCAAUCAGCAAGCUGCUUUCUCUCCCUGCAGCCCCGCUCCUUCACGCUCUGCAAACAGAGACAUGCCCCAAGCCAUUAGCCCUGCCCCUAAUAUUAGUUCAACACCUCUAGAUCUCUCUAAACCCUCAAGAGCUACUGGUCCAAAUCCUCCAGGCCUUUCUCCUAUCGGUCCAGCCUGUCCAGACCUUUCUACUAUUGGUCCAGCCCCUGUAGACCCCUCCCCUGUACCUGUCGAAGGUGAGAGAAAGUAUGCACUUCGUAGCUCCGGUCGACCUCGCUUUCCCUGCCAGCUACGCAAGUCUUCCCGCAUCCGCCGAUGCACUGAGGAUGGAGAGAGGAGGGGAGGGAGGGAGAGUGAGAGGGAGGAGGAAGAGGAAGAGGAGAAAGAGAGGGUGAGUGUACAUGUGAAGGUAGAGCGCCCCACAGUGGAGGAGUGUCUAUCUGCAGCCUUCAAGCCUGCAGCCUCCAAGCCUGCAGCCUCACCUGCACCAGUACCUGUAGCACCACUCCCCUCAACACACCCCUCAUCACGCCCCUCCUCUCACUCCGCCCCCCGGCCAUCGCCCAAACCCCAACAUAGAACUUCAACCAAACCCCAACCCAAAUCUUCAACCGUUGCCAAACCAAAAUCCCAACCCAGACCAUCAAUGAAAGCCUCACCCAAACCUUUGCCCAGAUCAGCUACCAAUCCCAGACCAGCAACCAAUCCCUUGCCUCGUCCAUUGACCAAUACAGUGCCCCGGCCGGUAGUGAAGAAGGAGGAGCCUGGUGAACUAGAUCCCCUCACCAAACGGAAACGCCGGUUUGUUGGUGUGAGGCGUAUCGUGGUGAAGGUAGCUCGUAUCCCAGUCAACCUCAGCCGACGCCAGAAGAGCUACAAGAUUUCCUCCAUGGAGACAGUUGAGAAGGGCGGGGCAGGUAGUGAUGGCAGGUUGGAAGGAGCCGAGGGGGGGACAGCGGUAGUCCGAGAGCCGACUGCGCUCCUCCGUAUGAAGAACAACGGGAAGAGUGUGAUGGUCAUGUUCCCGCCUGGAGAACUUCCUGUGAUCCUGAAACGUCGCCGUGGCCGACCUCCCAAACAGGUUGUACCUGGAACGCCGGAUAAAACCACCGGUGGGAAUGGUGAGCCCAAGAAACCUCGUCGGCGCCGGCGGGCCAAGCUCCCGUCUCCGCAACCGUCGUACGUGAAUGACACCAACGACGUGAAGACGGAGUACGGAGACGUUCUGUCCAAACUGGCAUUCCUCAACCGCCAACCGCCGGCCACUGGCCGCUGCUCCCCACCACGCUGCUGGACACCCAGCGAACCGGACAGCUUUCACACGCCGUCCGACAACCCUGGGAUCUCCGCCCUGCUCCACCGACUCACAGGGUUCAGACGCAGGGGAGGCAGGGGGGGAGGUGUUGGAGGCAGGGGAGGAGGAGCAGGGGGAGGAGCAGGAGGAGCCGGCGGAGAGGGCUUCAAGAGCUCCUUCAGUGACUUUUUUGAGACGAUCGGGAAGAAAAGGAAAGUGACCCCCGCUCUGUCAGAACCAGGGUUACUCAAGAAACGUGGGAAGGGUGGGGGAGGCAGGGGAGGAGGGGCUGCAGGGGGAGAUGGGGGUUGGGGGUGA
Oncorhynchus tshawytscha (Chinook salmon) is the source of this 2647-nucleotide messenger RNA. RefSeq names its product AT hook, DNA binding motif, containing 1 (gene ahdc1). The record is from RefSeq and is a predicted model, not a curated record. Bases 491 to 2647 code for a protein of 718 amino acids. NCBI's taxonomy places the organism in Eukaryota, Metazoa, Chordata, Actinopteri, Salmoniformes, Salmonidae. The transcript is spliced from 4 exons.